Aureobasidium subglaciale EXF-2481 is the source of this 2358-nucleotide messenger RNA. RefSeq lists its product as uncharacterized. Bases 451 to 2274 code for a protein of 607 amino acids. Gene Ontology annotation, molecular function: metal ion binding; acid phosphatase activity. NCBI's taxonomy places the organism in Eukaryota, Fungi, Ascomycota, Dothideomycetes, Dothideales, Saccotheciaceae. The record is from RefSeq and is a predicted model, not a curated record. The transcript has a single exon.
GGCACCAAGAUUAUCCUUUUCAAGCCGUCGAAGCAAUGCAAAGCUUUUUUUACAUUGCUUGCUUCAAGCUUGUCGCGAUGCGGCAGGUCGUAUAAAGAGCUUGAGCAGACGACGGCGCCAGGCGCGCUGGUCGAUGCCGUCGGUACCGAGCACGUGGAAGUCUCAUAAACCAAUGAGGGAGUAACAAAGAUAAGCACGUGGAUUUCCUACAACUCUUGCUCGCUCUCCAAUGUUGCCUCCUGCGUCUAUCUGACCGUACAAGCCGUGUCAUUAUUCCGCACGAUGGUACGUUGGGUCAAAUCCCUGUAGGCCGAACAUUGAGGCGGCAGAUUGUGUGCCAUCCGCGUGCAGGGCUAGGUCAAAGCAUGGUCGACAAGCAAGCGAAUAUAAAAGAAAGCAGGCCAUUGGCAUUCAUGCUGGCAUGCUUCCGCUCGCUUUUCCAACAGCAACAUGAAGAACACCCUUGGAGCUGUCCUAUCGGGCCUUGCCCUAGUCUCAGCAGCACCACCUGCUUCUCGUCGCGACGUCGACACUCGUUUUCCUUACACCGGACCCGCUAUCCCAGUGGGUGAUUGGGUUGAUCCUACCGUCAAAGGGAAUGGCAAGGGUUUCCCUCGUUUGGUCGAGGCUCCGGCUGUAAAGCCUAAGCUGUCUAACCCUACCAACAAUGUCAACGUGAUCUCGCUGGCUUACAUCCCUGGUGGCAUUCACAUCCAUUAUCAGACACCUUUUGGCCUGGGAACUUCGCCUCAGGUACAAUGGGGCACUCAGCAGGACAACCUUUGCAAUAUUGCCGUCGGAGAAUCGAACACCUAUGCACGCACUCCUCCAUGUUCCCUGGCUCCUGUCACCCAGUGCAGUGAACAUUUCCAUGAAGUUCAGAUCACUGGCCUCAAGCCCAACACCAAGUACUGGUACCGUAUCCCAGCUGCGAACGGCACCACCGAAUCUCAGGUGCUCAGCUUCCGCACAGCGCAUGCUGCUGGCGACAGGUCCGAGUUCACUAUCGCGGUCUUGAACGACAUGGGCUACACCAAUGCUCAUGGCACACACAAGUAUCUCAACAACGCCGUUGAAGAUGGCCUUGCCUUUGCCUGGCAUGGAGGUGACAUUUCCUACGCAGAUGAUUGGUAUUCGGGUAUCUUGCCGUGCGAGGAUUCUUGGCCCGUCUGUUACAAUGGCAGCUCGACCAGGCUUCCCGGUGGCCCUCCUUACCCUGCUGAAUAUCUCAGCGCGCCGUUGCCCGCUGGAGAGAUCCCAAACCAGGGCGGACCACAGGGUGGCGACAUGUCCGUCCUGUACGAGUCCAAUUGGGAUCUUUGGCAACAGUGGAUGAACCCUAUCUGGAGCAAAGUCCCAUAUAUGGUGCUCCCAGGAAACCACGAAGCUGCCUGCGCGGAAUUUGAUGGAGGCAACAACACACUCACCGCCUACCUCAACAACGACAAGGCCAAUGCUUCCGCACCAAAAUCUGCUUUGAACUAUUACAGUUGCCCUGAGACUCAAAGAAACUUUACAACAUUCCAACACCGCUUCCGCAUGCCUGGAGAGGAGAGCGGUGGUGUCGGCAACUUCUGGUACUCUUUUGACUACGGUCUCGCCCACUUCAUCAGUAUCGAUACUGAGACCGAUUUUGCGUACUCGCCCGAGUGGCCUUUCGUCCGUGAUCUCAAAGGAAACGAGACUCUGCCAACUGAGGCUCAGACUUUCAUCACUGACAGCGGUCCUUUUGGUCGGAUUGAUGGUAAUAAUUGGAAAGACAACAAGGCCUACGAGCAGUACCAGUGGUUGGCUAAGGAUCUCGCCAGUGUUGACCGUACCAAGACUCCCUGGAUCUUCAUUAAUGGCCACCGUCCCAUGUACAGCAGUCAGACGGCGGCCUAUCAAAAGAACAUUCGCAAUGCGUUUGAGGAAUUGAUGCUCGAGCAUGGUGUAGACGCAUACUUUGCAGGCCACAUCCACUGGUAUGAGCGACUCCUUCCGAUGGGUCUCAACGGCACCAUUGAUACUGCUUCCAUCAAGGACAACAACACGUACUAUGUCAACGAGGGCAAGUCGAUGGCCCACAUCGUCAACGGUAUGGCAGGUAACAUUGAAUCGCACAGCAGUCUGGAUGCAGACCAGCCGAUCCUCAACAUGACUGCCGUUUUGAACAUGAGAGACUAUGGUUUUAGUAAGCUGAAGAUAUCUUCUACUUCUGCUACCUGGGAGUUCAUUAAGGGUGCUGAUGGAUCUGUCGGUGAUAAGCUCACUUUGAUCAAGAAGGGCAAAUGAAUAGAUUGUCGCAGUUAGCCCCGUGUAUUGAGACUGUUCAAUGCGCUGCAAUAUAUAUCAAAGUCACCACUUGUUUGUUCCUCU